Abrus precatorius (Indian licorice) is the source of this 1643-nucleotide messenger RNA. Its product is annotated as probable protein phosphatase 2C 59. Gene Ontology annotation, cellular component: cytosol; nucleus. Gene Ontology annotation, molecular function: protein serine/threonine phosphatase activity; cation binding. The transcript has 9 exons. Gene Ontology annotation, biological process: protein dephosphorylation. The record is from RefSeq and is a predicted model, not a curated record. Lineage: Eukaryota; Viridiplantae; Streptophyta; Magnoliopsida; Fabales; Fabaceae. Bases 352 to 1233 code for a protein of 293 amino acids.
ACCCGGGGUUUCUUUUUCCUUUUUCUUUUCUCAAAGAAAAUGUGCAUUUAAUUUUCGAGAAGAUUAUGAUAUAUGGUUGAACAUCGCAAUUGUUGAACAAACAAUGAAUUGCCUUGAACUAAAAUUUAACAGAAUAGAAUACCCUGUGUCUCAACUCUCUCUCUCUAUCAUGAAAUUUCUUUUCUCUUCCCUUUCUUAGGUUUAAACUUGAAACUGAGUGAUUUCAGAAUGACCCAUUAAUGUUAUGAUCACUUUGGAACCGUUGGGUAGAAAGAAUACGCAAUAUUGGAUUUGUUUCUUCACUUUGGUCAAAGAAAUAGUAUCUGGUUUCGAGAAUAUUCUAGUUGUAAUAUGGGCUAUCUCAAUUCAGUUUUGUCCUCUUCUAGCCAGGUUCAUGCUGCUGAUGAAGCACUUGUCAGCGGUGGGGGUCUCAGUCAUAAUGGCAAAUUCAGCUACGGGUAUGCUAGCUGCCCUGGCAAGAGAUCUUCAAUGGAAGAUUUUUAUGAAACAAGAAUUGAUGGUGUCGAUGGUGAAAUCGUUGGCCUUUUCGGAGUUUUUGAUGGUCAUGGUGGUGUUCGUGCUGCCGAGUAUGUCAAGAAAAACCUGUUCAGUAAUUUGAUCAGUCACCCAAAAUUUAUUUCUGACACCAAAUCAGCAAUAGCUGAUGCGUAUAACCAUACCGAUUCUGAAUUUCUGAAAUCAGAAAAUAGUCAUAACAGAGAUGCAGGAUCAACUGCUUCGACUGCCAUUUUAGUUGGUGACCGAUUGCUUGUUGCAAAUGUUGGGGAUUCUAGAGCUGUUAUAUGCAGAGGUGGUAAUGCCAUUGCUGUUUCUCGAGAUCACAAGCCAGAUCAAACUGAUGAGAGGCAAAGGAUUGAAGAUGCAGGAGGCUUUGUCAUGUGGGCUGGAACUUGGAGAGUUGGAGGUGUUCUUGCUGUUUCCCGUGCAUUUGGUGAUAGACUCCUGAAGCAGUAUGUUGUUGCUGAUCCAGAAAUCCAGGAAGAAAAGGUUGACAGCUCCCUUGAGUUUCUUAUUUUGGCCAGUGACGGGCUAUGGGAUGUUGUCUCAAAUGAGGAAGCUGUUUCUAUGAUUAAAGCAAUUGAGAAUGCCGAGGAGGCAGCAAAGAGGCUGAUGCAAGAAGCAUAUCAAAGAGGUAGUGCUGACAAUAUCACAUGUGUUGUUGUUCGUUUCUUGAUGAAUCAAGGUGCUUCUUCUCAUAGUACCUCUGGAUGAUCAUCCUUCAGUAGAAGGUUUGUGCAUAGAUGAGUUGUGGAUCCAAAGAUGGAGACUUGUAAAAAUCGGUUUAUAGUUAAUUAUAAGCACAAUCUAGUAGAUGGUGUAUCAUGCAAGAGUUGGAAAUAAAUUCCAACUUGUUAUGGUACUUUUGCAUUAAGCUGUUCACUUUCUCCCCUCCAUAUUUCAGCCUCUAUUUGGUAGCUAGGAAAAAGAAUGAUUUGUGUUAGGAGUGUGUGGCCAGCGUUCUCAUUGCACCUGCUGCAUAUAAAUACGGUUCUUUUUGUUCAUCUAAUUUCCGUAGAGUUAGUUAUUUCAAUUCCAUGCAACACUCUUUAUCUAUCUACGUGAAUUUUGGCUUUGUAUCCAGUGAUAUAAUUAUAAGAAACACUGAUCUUUUUUCCCUUGUG